UCAGAAGUAACAAUUUUAAAGUAUUUCAUUUCUUCAUCUUUGAAAGACAGUGAAAUAAAAACAUCAAAACAUCUUUCUUGUGAAAACCUUUUUUUAUAUUUUCUGAAAAUGUCAUAAAUUCAUCUAAUUGAAAGCAAAUUGGGGUCACUACUGGAAAGGCCACUUAAUGUGUUUUCUUUUACCCAAGUAAGUAAUAUCCAGAGCUAAAAUACCAACAUCUGUUGUACCUUAAACAGUUUUCUAACCCUCGUUGGUAUCGCCACAAUACAUUCAAAUAAACAAUGAAGUGCUAACAGUAGGCUCUGAUUGUAUCUGACGACCAUUGUUCUGUGGGAUAAUCGUCUCUGUCCUGUAGAUAAACCUGUCAGACAGACGGCCUGCUGUGUGUGUGUGUUGUCUGUAGGAGGACCUAAAAGCACAGCCUGUGCACUGUACACUAUAGAACCCCCAAAAAAAAAAAAAAUUCUUUUGAGGGUUCUGUGGGGUAGCUUGACGUUUCAUAGAGGGUGCUCAAACAUUUAGGGUUUCCCAUUAAUGUCCCGGGCGCUGCAGUGGAAUACGCACACAUGGGGGGUGGACCUAACAUCGGGAGCAUGCUCCCCCGGGAAGAUUUUUUUUUAAUAUUGAAGUUAAAUGCAUCAAUCUGGUGCACUUCGAGAGCAAAAUGAAGAGAUCGAUGGAUACAUCUCUCAACACCCAUAUGAAACAACUGUACACAGAUUUACUAUUUCUUCAUGGAUAUUUUACAAAUCACUCUCCUUUUAAACUGUAUUCUUGUUUUACUGUCAUAUUAUAUUUCAUACCUGUUUUUCAUUUAUGCUCUUUAUUUUUAUACCUAUAAUGAUCAUAUAAACGUGUGCCUCGGAAAUAGUUAUUUACAUUAAUCGUGACCAAACCGUUUGAGACCCACUGAGAUAACUUAGACUAAAGUUAACUAUCUAAACACUAAACAUCUAAAGUAUUUUACUUCACCUGAGCUGAGGUUAUCUGAGCCUCUCAUGUCUGUCUGACAGGAGAGAGUUCUCCCUCCACCUUGUUGUUGAAAAAGCUCCUUAUAUCCGUUAGCAUAGCUAGCUAGCACCAGAUGGUAACCACAACGAUCUCCGGCACCAGGCACGCUCUCUCUCUCUCGCUCGCGCACACAAAAUGGCUCGUGCCACACACACACAGAGCAGAGCUUGAAUGAAACGGAGACCCAGAAGUACGCUACUUGUUCUGUACUGUAGCAUAUUAUUUUCAAAUCAAUCAUUUUUCAAAUUAUGAAUUUUACACACAAAAGAAAAAGACACAUACAUUUCUUGGGGGUGCUAUGGCUAUCCUGGGGGGUGCUUCAACUAAUCAAGUUUUUUCUUUUUAUGUAUUUGAGAAAUGGGAAGUUCCUGCUUUUCAUAUUCUAGUGUACAGUUAAAUGUCUCAAUAUUAGUGUAGACAAGCCCGUUAUAUAACAUAUUUCUUUAUCUGUGUUUAUAAGACGCUAACUUUACUAUUUAUGUGUGUAUGUAUUCAUCUGAAUAAGUGUGAAAAGCAGAUAUUUUUCUAUCCUUUUUAGACUUUUCUUUUGGAUAAUAAAAGUUGUUCUCAUUUAUUUGUAAGUGCGCUGACACACUGUUGCCUCUCUGUGCCGGUGGGUAUCAAAGUGUCGGGUUUAUUUGGGCAUCUCAGAUUUACCACAGCUCACAAGGUGCUGGGACCAGCCUGGGGACGAACUGUUAAUCUGCAUCUUCUUAAAGCGGUACGUGGCUCAACAUGAUUGCUUUUGGCCUUUUUAGUAUUCUUUUAAUCUCUUUGCAUCUCUGUACUUGGAGUCUAUAUUUGUUAGCAUUUUGGCAAACUGGUGCUAUGAAUAGUUUGUUAAAUUAGCUGCUACUGUCUGUUGGUGCACGGACAACUACUGGAUUAUUUAAAACAAGUUGUAGCGUCUCGGUUCCUACUUUUAUAAAUAGAUUAUUUGAUGUUUAUUUAUGAAGAACCCCAGAGAUAAUGAUUUAAACUGAAUAAUUGUACUGUGUUUAAUGUCAAAGACUGUUUUUGAGAGAUUUGAUCUGAUAUUUGACUGAGUAUUAUUUUUGACUCAAGUUCAUUUCACACACAUUCCUCCAAAUAAAGUCAGAAUUAUUUGAUAAUAUGCUCCACGUUCCUCCUCUGUAUAUCUCCUGUUUAUCUACCAUAUAUCUACAGUUUACGAUGCUGUAUGGAGGCAUCGCUGGUGUUCAGACUCCAUGAGCGAGGUCCAGAGGUUGUGAGGGAGGUGCUCUUGGAGCGAGGAUGGGAGGAAUAUGAUGAGGAGGAACGGGAGGAAGAGGACUGGAACUUGUACUGGAGAGGAUCUGCGUUUCGCAACUCAGAAUAUCUCAACCUAAUGCCAUGGCAGCGCCUCAACCACCAUCCCAAGACUGUCGGCAUCACACGCAAGGACUGUUUGGCACGCAACCUGAGGAGAAUGAGAACCACGUUCGGUUCGUCUCUCUACGACUUCAGUCCCACCGCCUUCAUCCUGCCCAACGACUACACUCGCUUCCUGUCUGAGUACAACAAAGUGACCAGAGGACCGUCGGCCUAUUGGAUCUGUAAGCCUGUGGAUCUCUCCAGAGGCCGAGGCAUCUUCAUCUUCGAGGAUAUGAGGGAGUUAGUCUACGACUGCCCAGUGAUCGUACAGCGCUACAUCAGUAACCCUCUGCUCAUCUCCGGCUACAAGUUCGACCUGAGGAUCUACGUCUGUGUGAAGAGCUUCCAUCCACUCACGGUUUACAUUCACCAGGAAGGUCUGGUGCGCUUUGCCACCGAGAAGUACAACCUGUCAUCUCUGCACAACCUGUACGCUCAUCUCACCAACACCAGCAUCAAUAAGUUCAGCCUCUUCUACAAGUCGGAGAAGGAGAGAGUGGGCCGAGGCUGCAAGUGGACCAUGAGCAAGUUCAGGCACUUCCUCCAGAGCCAAGACAUCAACGAGCUCCUUUUGUGGCAGAGGAUCAAUAACAUCGUGACUCUGACGCUCCUCACCAUCGCUCCCACCGUCCCUUCCUGUCCGAACUGCGUGGAGCUGUUGGGGUUCGACAUCCUGCUCGAUGCAGAGUUCAAACCGUGGCUUCUGGAGGUGAACGACAGCCCCGCGCUGACUCUGGACUGCCAAGCUGAUAUCACGGUGAAGAGAGGGCUCAUUAGCGAUCUGAUUGAUUUGAUGAAUUAUACAUUGACUGACAGCUUGAGAGAGAGGGCGUUUCAGAGACAAGGGUACAACAAACCUUGUAUCCAUGCUCAACAUGCAUCACCUGUUUCAAUACCUGUGCUUAAAGAAACCAAAUAUCAGAAGCGAAGAAACCAAUCUUUACAGACUCUCCCUAAGAUAAAAACUCAUCACCACCCUGAAAAAAUCAACCAAAGACAACAUGCUUUUGCAGCGGUUUACCAAAGACACCUUCCCCCUGUUCACCUAAACAAGAAGUAUGCAUCCAAAGUAGAGGCAGCCAACAAAUCCGACACCGAUGACAGGACCUUAAACCUGAUCCUCGGCCCACAGUCGAGAACAGACGUGUCAGUGGUGAACAGACAGACGUGGCCAGAUCGUGCCCCGUGGCUGACAGACAACAGGAGUCUUCGUGUGUCUGAGGUUACAAACUACGACGACACUGAAACAGAAGCCGAGGCGCACGUUUCCUUUUCGUUAGCAGAGAUCCCACACAGGGGGCUUGGAUUCAGACGUGAAAAGCUCCCGGACAUUUACAGGUUUCACAGUGGGAUUCGGAGAGUAAGAAAAGAGAGGACGGCAGCACUGAACCGACAACACGUUCCUCCACUCAGAGUCGGAGACUUUAUCCGGACGUUCCCGUUCAACGCAGCCACUCUGAAGGCCUCGCAGCACACACUGGAUGUUAAAAAAGUUAUUCAUGAGCUGCACAAGCUCACUGCUCAGCUGGCUUCAAGAAAGAAGUUGAAGAGACGAGAGGAGGAGGAGAGAGAUGGUGAAGAAGACUUUGAUUCUCUGUUGUGGGGGCCGAAGGAUCCUCCAUUGCUCGGUCAUUGUGUUAAACCCUUUUAGAGGUGCAUUUCUUUCUUUCAGACUCUGAUGCAAAGCUUGAUUCCUUACUUUCUAAAAAAGGGAAAUGCAAACAUCACUUUUCCGGGGAAGAAUGGUUUGGGAAUUCUGCUAACAGCUGUUCAAAGUAAUGAAUUGUACAUCACUUGUACACACACAUGAUAUUAAUUAAAUAUGAUUAUUUGUAUGAAAUAUGUUC
This is a messenger RNA of Trematomus bernacchii (emerald rockcod), 4232 nucleotides long. It is a transcript of the gene ttll2, whose product is annotated as tubulin tyrosine ligase-like family, member 2. Gene Ontology annotation, cellular component: cilium. Gene Ontology annotation, molecular function: tubulin-glutamic acid ligase activity; tubulin binding. The transcript is spliced from 3 exons. The coding region runs from base 2192 to 4036 and encodes 614 amino acids. Gene Ontology annotation, biological process: microtubule cytoskeleton organization; protein polyglutamylation. The record is from RefSeq and is a predicted model, not a curated record. NCBI's taxonomy places the organism in Eukaryota, Metazoa, Chordata, Actinopteri, Perciformes, Nototheniidae.